Molecule: messenger RNA, 4028 nt
Organism: Balaenoptera acutorostrata (minke whale)
Lineage: Eukaryota; Metazoa; Chordata; Mammalia; Artiodactyla; Balaenopteridae
Gene: FASTKD1
Product: FAST kinase domains 1
Exons: 16
Coding region: 267-2771 (834 amino acids)
Biological process (GO): mitochondrial RNA processing; regulation of mitochondrial mRNA stability
Cellular component (GO): ribonucleoprotein granule; mitochondrial matrix
Molecular function (GO): RNA binding
Source: RefSeq, a predicted model, not a curated record
GGGCGUGUAGUGCGUGCCUUUGGCGGUGCACGCUGUGUUCGCCCGGCGUUUUUUCAUGGUUUGGGGACGGGCACCGCUAGAGAAAUUGCAUAUUGGAAUGGGAUUUGGAGUCAUCAUAAUGGAAGCAAGCUACAUGAAGGAAAAACAGUUAUUUUUAUACCAGCAUAUUGCACCUGACUGCUAGUUGCAAAUGGUUUUCUUUACAUAAGAAAAUUUGUGAUGUAAAUGAAAAGAUAGUUUUUUUUCCUAGACUGAUUGUUUACAAUAUGCUUCGCCUAAGAGCUAUUUGUCCAUUCUCCUGGAGAGUGUUUCAGUUUCGACCCUUUAGUUUCGAACCAUUACUUAAUCAGAUGAAUAAGUGUACAGAUGAAGAGCAAAUAUUUGAUCUUAUUGAAAAAAACAAAGACAUACUUUCAGAAAAGCAAGUGGCAUGUGCACUCAGUAUGCUUUGGCAGUUUCAAAAGCAGAAGAGCAUCUUGUUAAAAAAUGUGGAAUGUAUUAGAGACCAUCCCCAAUUUCUUACUCUUCAUAAUUUAACUACAACUAAAAUGGAAUUCAUGAAUGACAGUACCUUGGUGAAUGUGUUGUACAUCAUACAACAGUUUGGUUUUGAGGCCCAUGACCCGCUAGUUGAAGCACUAGUUACAGAAGCAUGGAGAAGACUGGAAAGGUUUGAUAUUAAUGUGCUGUCAAAAUUUUCCUCUUGCCUGGCAGAUCAACAUUUAUGUUUUAGUCCAUUAAUGGGAAAAAUAGCUGAUAUUGUAAAUAGGAACUUGGAAACCAUACAGGACUUAAGGUGCUUGUCUGUUUUAAUGGUCAGCAUAUCUUCUUUAAUAUCACAGCGUUUUCAAGAGCAAUUAGUGAACAAAACAGAGCAACUUUUUGACACCAUAGAUUCUUCCCAGGUCAACAUUGCAAGAAGAAUAGUACAGUUUCUUCGAAAUAUUAAAUAUAGUUAUUACCCACUAUUGGAAAGGUGCAAUAAGGUGUUUUUGAGCAAUGUGAACCACCUUGAUUUGGACUCCAUCAGUAAAAUACUUAGUCUAUACCACUCUCUACAGUUUCAUAGUUUUGAAUUUAUUUUAAUGACCAAGAAGAGGCUAACAGAAAUGAUUCCUCUGUUUGACUACCCUGCUAGCUUUGUAAAAUUGUUUGUAACAUUGGGACCUGUGGCAGGACCUGAAGAAGAGAAACAACUUAAAUCAACUAUAUUAUUGAUGUCAGAGGAGUUGACUAGCCAGCAAGCCCUGGCAGUGAUGGGAGCAAUGGAAGAGAUGGAAAGCAGAAAUUCACGUCUGAUUAAAAAAAUUGCUUCAAUUCUGCAUAAACAUUUGGAUAACUAUAAACCAGUAGAGUUAUUGAGGAUAACUCAAGCAUCGAUUUUUCUACAUUUUCAAAGUAAAGAGCUUUUUGUGAAACUCAGAGAAUUGCUGCUUAGUUAUUUGAAAGUCAGUGUCAUACCUAGUGAGAUUUCCCUCCUGAUUUGUGCUCUUUCGAUGCUUCCUUCUCCUCACUUAGACGAAGCGAGGAUAUCUCAAAUUGAAGCAGUUUUACCACAGUGUGACCUAAAUGACCUGAAUAGUUUUGCCACAUCUGUUUUAAGAUGUAUUCAGUAUGAUCACAUGUAUCGGAAUAAUAUUCCUGGGAAACAGUUGAAACUACUUCAAAAAUUAGAUCACUACGGUCGUCAGAGACUACAAAAAUGCAGCAGUUUGAAUCUGUUAUGGGAAGAAGUUAAAUCUUUAAAAGGAGACUGGUUUGCUGAUUCACUUCUUGAAGAAACUGUUGUUACCUUACAGCGUUUGAUGGAUGAAAUUAAUUACAUAAAUGUUGCAGGGAUUGCAUCUUUUAUUUCUAGAACUAACUACCUCAGUACUUCGCUACUUGAUAGGAUAGCCUCAGUGGUCCUUCAGCAGAUUGAAAAGAUUCAUCCUUUUGCAAUCCUUGCUAUUAUUCUUCCGUUCAGCGCCCUGAACUAUGAUCCACCUCAAAGGGAUGAAUUUUUUGGAACUUGCCUUCAACGCCUUAAUUCUUACUUAAGUAUAUUGGAUCCUCUCAUGUUAGUGUUUCUUGGUUACUCUUUGGCCACACGUGAAUAUUUUUCAGAAGAUCUACUGAAGGCAAUUUUUAACAUAAGAUUCUUAGCCAAAUUAGAUUCUCAACUUGAACUUUUAUGUUCAUCUCUAAAUAUGAAGGUCCAAUUUCGUCUUAUGGAAUUAAAUAGAGCAGUCUGCUUGGAAUGUCCUGAAUAUCAGAUUCCAUGGUUUCAUGACCGCUUCUGUCAACAGCAGUAUAAAAAAGAUUUUGGCAGUAUGAAUGGAGCACAACAGCAGAUUUAUAAAAUGUUAGCAGAGGUACUAGGAGGAAUCAAUUUUGUAAAAGCCUCUGUUCUUACACCUUAUUACUACACAAUAGAUUUUGAGUGUAUCUUGGAUAAAAGGAAAAAUCCUCUUCCGUAUGGAAGCCAUAACACAACUUUGGGAAAACUACCAAAAAUACACUCGGAAUUAAAUACUCAAAUAGCUGGAUCAAGACUGCCACCAGGAGCUGAAAAGAUUGCUUUGGAAUUUUUGGAUUCGAGAGCAUUUUGUAGAAACAUCCCUCAUUUAAAAGGAAAAUCUGCUAUGAAAAAACGACACUUGGAAAUUUUGGGCUAUCGUGUAAUUCAGAUCCCUCAUUUUGAAUGGAACUCUAUGGCACUGUCAACAAAGAAUGCUCGAAUGGACUACCUGAGAGAACGGAUAUUUGGAGAAGGCAAAUCAUCAUCAUAGUUUUUUUUGAAAAUUAGUUAUCAUGAGAAUAAUAAUGAGAGGCAAUAAUUCAAGAGGGACCCAGGAAGCUUUUUCAUCGACAAAGUAACAGAAAGGAUAAGCACCUUCACUGCCCAAGCCUAUGGGUAAUUUUUUUCUUUUGAUCUCUGAUCUCCCACCCACAUCAUUAUGCCACUUCCAGAAUGGAACUCUGCCUUCAAAUCUCCUACUAGUUGGAAGGCUGGUCUAUCAGCUUGUCUCAGUAACGGAAUGGAGGUCCCUAACUCAGCUGAGGAACCUCGACAAGUCUUCUUUGAUUUCAGCCUCAUCCCAAGGCCCAUGAAUGUUUUCUUUAAAAAGCUGCAGGCGAAUGAGGUAGAAAGGGCAGAGACGUUAGAUGGAAACCAGCAGAAGGGCAAAGAGUAUGGCUCCCACAGCACUAAUGGACAGCAGGCCUCCCAAGGCUGAAAAUGCAAAAAGCAGUGUGACUCCCACAUAGCUGCGGGGAGUACAUGCCUUCAGUUUCUUCUGUAACAUGGGCCAUAGGGCAAAAAUCUGGAUGGCAAAUGUCACCAUAACGAAGGCAUGUAGGGACCGGGGCAGGCGUGAGGCAAGGCAGACAGAAGCAAAGAUGGCCAUGUUCAAGGACAGUGUGCUGGAUACAAUGGCAGCAUUGGCACCAUAGUCAAAGAAGAUGAGGUGCCCUAACAGCAUGAAGACUGACAUGGCAUAGAUGGUGUCAAUGCUGACGGACUCUGUCAGUCUUCAGCACUGGCGAAAAGCCAUAUGUGAAAGGUAUGAAGACUAGGGCACUCUUCAAGUCAGCCCACCGGGUCCGCCCACUCUUCUUCCGUCCUUCACCUCCAUCAAUGAGAUCAAACAAAACAUAGCCAAUCAGUGAAGAAGCCAGGCCGGUCCCAAAAAGCCAAUGGGGAGCCAGAAGACCCUCAUCUAUAUACCAUCAGAUAACCACAAAAACACAGACACUGCACAGCUGCUGUAUCACCACACUGGACUCAAAUACCACAGCCCAAUAUUGGUAUUUCCGGGCAGAGACAUUCUUCCGGAGCUCUUCCAGGAACCUCUGAUCCACGUAGUUAUCAGGAAAAGGCUGUCGCUCAUACAAGACCUUCUGCCACCUGGCCUCUUUGGUGUUACUUACAGGCUGGGCACACAUUAUCCUUUCGCUCAAACUCAGGCCAGUUCAAUCUCCCUUGCAGAAGUCCAUGUGGUUCUCGAUCUUUACAAAGUUUUGAAAUAAAACCUCUCUGGAAAUUC